Onychomys torridus (southern grasshopper mouse) is the source of this 330-nucleotide messenger RNA. It is a transcript of the gene Sprr1b, whose product is annotated as small proline rich protein 1B. NCBI's taxonomy places the organism in Eukaryota, Metazoa, Chordata, Mammalia, Rodentia, Cricetidae. Bases 1 to 330 code for a protein of 109 amino acids. The transcript has a single exon. The record is from RefSeq and is a predicted model, not a curated record.
AUGAGUUCCCACCAGCAGAAGCAGCCCUGCACAGGACCUCCUCAGCUGCAUGAGCAGCAAGUGAAACAACCACCUCAGGAGCCAUGUGUCUCCCAAAUCAAGGAGCCAUGUGACAUCAAAGUUCCUGAGCCCAGUCAUCCCAAGGCUCCUGAGCCCUGCCACCCCAAAGCUCCUGAGCCCUGCCACCCCAAAGCUCCUGAGCCCUGCCACCCCAAGGCUCCUGAGCCCUGCCACCCCAAGGCUCCUGAGCCCUGCCACCCCAAGGCUCCUGAGCCCUGCCCUUCAACUGUCACUCCAGAACUAGCCCAACAGAAGACAAAGCAAAAGUAA